AUGGGUGUCAUCACUAAUGACUUCGAGACCACGUCCCCAAUCCCUCCAGCCGAGAUGUGAGCCACUCUCCUUGACGCCGAUAACCUCAUCAACAAGGUCCUCCCACAAGACGUCAAGAGCAUUGAAGUCCUCGAGGGCGAUGGAGGUAUGACUUUCUGCGAAAGCAGUCGGUACAAGACGGCAAAGCACAAGGUCUAGGCCUUGGACAAGGAGAACUUCACCUACUGCUACUCAAUCAUCGAGGGUGACCCGCUGGGCACCGACUUUGAGAAGAUCAGUUACGAGGUGAAGAUCACCGCGUCGCCCGACGGAGGCUCGAUGUUGAAGAGCACAAGCAAGUACUUAACCAUUGGCGAGGUGAAUAUCACCGAGGAGGAGAUCAAGGCCGGGAAAGAGAAGGCGGACGCGAUGGUUAAGGCCAUCGAGGCUUCUGUCGUGGCAAACCCUGAUGCAUGUUGCGCCGAUCUCAUCGCUAUCUUUUAUUGUUCAUCCAUGGGUGCAACCAGCAUCACACAAGAGCUCACAUGCCCGAUUGCACCAGCUCACAUGUUCAAGGCCUUGAUCGUCGGGUUGAAUUCCCUGAUCCCAAAGCUCCUGCCUCAGUUCAUAAAGAGCGUGGAGCUCGUGCAAGGCGACGGAGGAGCCGGGAGCAUUGAGCAAGUUAAUAUCGCCGAAGCUAGUCAUUUCAAGAAUGUGAAGCAUCGGAUCGAUGAGCUUGACAAGGAGAACUUCGUGUGUAGGUAG
Eucalyptus grandis is the source of this 744-nucleotide messenger RNA. RefSeq names its product major strawberry allergen Fra a 1-2. Gene Ontology annotation, biological process: defense response; abscisic acid-activated signaling pathway. The record is from RefSeq and is a predicted model, not a curated record. NCBI's taxonomy places the organism in Eukaryota, Viridiplantae, Streptophyta, Magnoliopsida, Myrtales, Myrtaceae. Gene Ontology annotation, molecular function: protein phosphatase inhibitor activity; abscisic acid binding; signaling receptor activity. Gene Ontology annotation, cellular component: nucleus; cytoplasm.